UGGUCAGUGUUAUUGAAGCUUCCGUCGUCGACGUCGAUCCAUCCACGGUGAAAGCAGCUACGAGUAUGUAGAUCAAGAGGGACGGAGCUCUAUAAUUGGGUUGUCGGCCGUGGCCCACGCGAGACUCGAGAGACGUAAAAAUAUCUCAGAAGAAAAUGCUACCACCAAGGGUCGUCAGACCAAUGGUUCUCGCUGCUGCGCUCCUCGUCGUGGCGGCGCUCCUGGCGCAGCCGCUCGGGAGCCACUCCGGCGCCGGGGACCUGCACCCGGUCGUGCUCGUGCCGGGCUACGGUUCCAGCCAGCUGGAGGCGAUGCUGACGGCGGCGUACCAGCCCCCGGCGCCUGCCUGUGCCGGCGUCGCGGACCAGGGCUGGUUCCCGCUCUGGCCAAACCACACGGCGAUGCGCGAUGCUAGCCAGGUCCCCUGCUUCGCCGACCAGAUGAGCCUCGUCUACGACGCCGGCGCCGACGACUACCGCGACGCCGUCGGCGUCGCUACCCGGACCCCGUUCUUCGGCUCCGUGCGCGCCCUCAUCGGGUGGGACAAGCUCGUGCAGCAGCUGGAAGGCAUGGGCUACCGCGACGGCGAGACCCUCUACGCCGCGCCGUACGACUUCCGCUACGCCGUGGCGCCUCCCGACCACCCAUCCGCGGUGGGGGACCGCUACUUCCGCGACCUCGGGCGCCUCAUCCAGGCGGGCCGUCUCAACCAUGGCCGCCCGGCCAUCGUGGUCGCGCACAGCUUCGGGUGCGCGCUCACCUACCAGCUCCUCCUCUCCCGCCCGCUCGCCUGGCGCCGCCGCUACGUGAAGCACGUCGUCCUCCUGGGCCCCGCGCUCGGCGGGUUCGCCGCGGGGAUGUACGCCCUCAGCGCCGGCAUGGACUACGGCCUCCCGAACGUCACGCGGCCGACGAUGCUCCGGCUGGCGCGGAGCCAGCAGAGCGCGCUGUGGCGCCUGCCGACGCCGCUGGUGUUCGGGGACCGGCCGCUGGCGGUGACCAGGACCGCCACCUACUCGGCGCGCAACAUGUCGGAGUUCCUCGAGGCCAUCGGCUUCGCGGAAGGAGUGCGGCCGUACUUGACGCGGGUGCUGCCGAUGUGGGAGGCGCUGCCGGCGCCGAUGGUGCCGGUGACCAGCGUCAUCGGGUUCGGUGUCAGGACGCCCGAGACGUACGUGUUCGGGGCCGAUGGGCUCGAGGGGGAGGCCGAGGUGCUGUACGGCGACGGCGACGGGGACAUCAACAUGGUAAGCCUGGCGGCUGUCGAGAAAUGGUCGGAGGUGGAAGGCCAGGUCUUGAAGGUCGUUAGGUUGCCCGGCGUCCAUCACGGUGGUUUCUUCAGUAUUGAUUUCGCAAUGAAGAGCGUACUUGCUGAGAUAUCGGAGGCAGGAGAGAGUAUAGAACAGAUCGGCGUUGUGUCGUGUGAGCAAAAAUGCAGUGAUUACUGAAAAUUGGUGGUCGGAUCCUAAAACCCCUGUUGUGCCUGAGGAUAGGAGUACUAGUGUGAUGUCAGGGUUAACAAGCGGCGGCUGGCAACAAGGAGCGCUUCUACUGCUGGACGUCCGACAAUACCUGUUACGGCGACGACGUCAACUGAUACCAUGGGAUAGCAGCGUCUCAGGCGGUUGCCUAACGUCUGUAACGGCGUGUCCUGGCUGGCGUAUAUAAUGCUCUGUAAUCGGUGGAGUCGGCAUCGGACCUUACUGAAUACGUAGCUCUGAAUCGUUUCCCACUGUUGUUCUUGCUUUUCCCCUUUCUGAACUCCUGAACUCCAGCUAUUUCCCGAACUCGAUUCUAUCUCCAGUGAAUCCUUUGUGGAUUCGUGACAUGUGAAUUAUAUUUGUCACCUGUGAA
Molecule: messenger RNA, 1854 nt
Organism: Sorghum bicolor (sorghum)
Lineage: Eukaryota; Viridiplantae; Streptophyta; Magnoliopsida; Poales; Poaceae
Product: lecithin-cholesterol acyltransferase-like 1
Exons: 2
Coding region: 156-1448 (430 amino acids)
Biological process (GO): lipid metabolic process
Source: RefSeq, a predicted model, not a curated record